Molecule: messenger RNA, 2669 nt
Organism: Thalassophryne amazonica
Lineage: Eukaryota; Metazoa; Chordata; Actinopteri; Batrachoidiformes; Batrachoididae
Product: CLOCK-interacting pacemaker-like
Exons: 5
Coding region: 241-1878 (545 amino acids)
Biological process (GO): negative regulation of DNA-templated transcription; negative regulation of circadian rhythm
Cellular component (GO): nucleus
Source: RefSeq, a predicted model, not a curated record
CCCAGACUGGCCGCUUUUAACUCCGGCGAAGCGUAGCUUCAUGUUUUCAUCUUUGUUGCUUUUGUCGUUGAAGAUUUCUCUCAUCUGUUUUCCACAGGAUGACUCUCUGUAAGUCUGAGGAGAUUUAGGAGGUUUCUGCCUCCUUCAUUUGUGUGAUCCUGUGGAUGAAACACUGACUCACAGACAAAUUCUGAUCGUGGUGUGAUCUGUUGCAUCCUGUUUGGUCGGCCCAGGUCUGGAAUGCCACAGGGACAUUUUGGGGAACGGGCCAACCGUAGUACCACAAAGAAUGCCAAGGACAAGAGUAACAGCGCCACCUUGCGGGCAUCCCAGGGUGGCACUCACAGUGAUCAUUCUGGGAUGAGUGACAUCAGCAACCACAUGGUGCACUAUGAGUCGGAGAAGGACUGUGAAAAGGAUUCCGGAUAUUCAGAGGCCAGCUCAGAUGACCAGCACAGCUUUCAAAGUGAAAGCAGCAAAAGCUCCAACAGCACCAGUGUGAAUGCUGCAGGACACAACAUGGCUCCUUACGAGAAGCUCACGCCUUUAUAUGUUAUUAAAAAUCUGGUGGUCAAGCCGUCAAGUCCGGAGCAGCUUCUGUGUGGUUCCUUGGCAUGGUCUGGAGGUUGGCACAGCCUUACUGGAGCCAAGACACCAACCCAACUCUUAUGGAUCCAACAAUCUGCAAUACCUGCUCUUUCCUCCUGUGCCCAAACCUCUUCCACCACUGUGGCUACACGGCAAGGUGAAAAGAAAAAAGGAGGUGGUCGCAUCAACCAGACCCACGGUGUCAAGAACUCAUACUUACCCAUCCUCAAUUCCUUCCCUCGAAUUGCCCCUCAUCCAAAGAAAGAGAGUCAAGAAGCUCAGGGUGUAUCAUGGGUAGAAGGGAUUAAGGAAAAUGGUAGUGAAGGCCAGAGCCAGAGUAAGAGAAUGUGCACUGAAGAAGAGAAGAUGGAGGCCGUGUCUUCCACCACCUACCUCCCAAUGCACCAGCAGCAUCAAAAAGAUGCUAGAGUCCAUUCCCAGUACAAAAGCAAAGGCAGCCACUGCAAAUCCAACCAUACCUCCAGUAUCCAACCUAAAACACACUGCUGCCAUCAAAGGUUGAGCUCUGACAGCAUGACCUCACUCUCUCUUUCCAGCUCCCAGACGCCCUCAUCUCCUUCAUCUGACUCCCCUUCCUCAUCUUCUCCAUCUUCUAGUUCUCCCUCCUCCUCUGUGGUGCACAGUCUUUAUUGCCAGACCCCUGAAAGGUCAUCUGAACGCCAGCGCCGUUUCCUCAAAACAGCUGAGAUCCUGAACCAGUCAGGCCUGUUGGCCAUCACGCUGCGCACCAAGGAGCUUCUGAAGCAGAACGCGGCCGCUGAGAGAGAAAUUGCUCAGCUCCGUCAGCACACCCAUCUGCUGUGCCAGGUAGCCCAGACUACCCAGCAGGGCCACAAAGAAGGCUCUGACAGCCUUGAUGAAGUACUUGAGGCAAUGGCUGAAUCAGGCUCGUACCCCAACCUCAACUUGAAUCAGCUGACAGCAUUCAGCAGCAGGGAUCAGCAGAGGAAGAACAGAAAUGAGGAUACCAUUGAAAAGGGCAAUGACAUAGGAGUUGGUAAAACACACACUAUCCCAUCGAAAAACCUGGUGUCUCUACAUAACAUAAAUGAUGGAAUAUCACCACCUUCACCACUGUUUGCGCCUUCACCAGAAACAGAAGAAAGACAGGAUGUUGAUGACCCUUUAGACCCUAAUCCCACCUUUGUCUGUAUUUCUUUUCCCAGUUUGGUCCCUGAACAGGGGCUAAAACAAACAGUCAAGGAUAAGGGCCGAAGUGAUCUUAGUACAUUGCUAGAGAACUCAACAUACAACAGCUAUUUUCUCUAGCUUUUUCAAAACAAGGACAUGAAUGUAUAUUGAAUGGUAGGAUCAUAUAUAAAUCUGGAUAGCAUAACAUAUUCUAGAAUUGUACGUGAAUGUCAAUGGAAAUCUGUGACUGGUCUAUUAGCUAAUCUAACUUUUGAUGAAGUGAAAUAUGAUUGAUAUAUUUUUUUUUUUCUGCAGGGAUUUAAUUAUUACAACCAUCCAUAGUUUAUCUGUAGUUUUACCUUCUGUGCACAGGUCUCUCCUUUUGAUGACUGCGUAUGCAGUCAGUGAUGUCCAGUAUACCCAAGAGGCAGUUUGAUGAAUCAUGCACCAAAUGAUGUACUGUAAGUGACAGAAGCAGUGAGACAAGUGAAGCAUGUUUAUUAAGAGUUAGGAAUCACAUACAGUUGCCGUCACCACUCCAGCUGAAUUAUUUUGGUUCCCCAUAUUUAUAAGAUAACAAUGCUCUAUUAUCAUCUCAUUGAAUUUGUGAUGACUGGAUUGUGAAUAGGAUUACUAAUAGAUUAUUGGGCAACUUUCCACAUUUUUAUAAGUACUUUGUUCUUCUAAUUAUUAUUGUUUGUAUAGUACUCUCUGGUGCAGACUAUACAUUUCAAAGUGCUUUGACAUCAACAUAUUCAUAAAUAACACACUAAAAUCAGAGUCAAGUCAACUCCCCGUGACCCUUAACUGGAAGAAACUGUUUUAGGAAGUUGAUGGAGGGAAGAUGCGUCAUAUGUUUGGCUGUGAUAGACUCAAUUUUAAAACUGAUCCUUUAAAAAAAAAAAAAAAAAGCCAGGAAAUCUAAAGCA